This is a messenger RNA of Rhea pennata, 3224 nucleotides long. RefSeq names its product twisted gastrulation BMP signaling modulator 1 (gene TWSG1). NCBI's taxonomy places the organism in Eukaryota, Metazoa, Chordata, Aves, Rheiformes, Rheidae. The transcript is spliced from 5 exons. The record is from RefSeq and is a predicted model, not a curated record. Gene Ontology annotation, biological process: regulation of BMP signaling pathway. The coding region runs from base 299 to 970 and encodes 223 amino acids.
GUUAUCCCCCCCCGCCCCGGUGCCCCAGCGUGUGCGAGCCGGCGUGAGGCUCUGCAGAGAGGAAACGUACGGGAACGGGGGCUCGUCCAACCGUCGGGGGGGGCCCUGCGAGGCGCGGCGCGAGGUGACUGAGCUACAGGUGGUUACGGGAGAGGACGGGCAGAGAGGUUGUGCGCUGAGGAAGAGAGGAGCAGCAAAUAAAAACGCUCGGGAAGAAGGAGGAGGAACCACAAAACAAACGUGUUACGGUGAGAGUGCUGGCUGAAGUACUUGUGAAAAUUGCUCACCUGCAGGAAACAUGAAGUCACAGCACGUCGCAGUGCCCACAGUAACUGCCCUUCUAUUCUUGCUAUCGAUCCAGUCUUCAACAGGCUGCAAUAAGGCGCUCUGUGCUAGCGAUGUCAGUAAAUGUCUGAUACAGGAGCUGUGCCAGUGCCGCCCUGGGGAAGGGAACUGUUCCUGCUGUAAGGAGUGCAUGCUCUGUCUAGGCACACUUUGGGAUGAGUGCUGUGACUGUGUUGGUAUGUGCAAUCCUCGCAAUUACAGUGAUACACCUCCAACAUCCAAGAGCACUGUAGAGGAGUUGCAUGAACCAAUUCCUUCACUUUUCCGGGCACUCACAGAAGGGGAUACUCAGCUGAACUGGAAUAUUGUUUCCUUCCCUGUAGCAGAGGAACUGUCACAUCAUGAGAACCUAGUUUCCUUUUUAGAAACAGUGAACCAGCCACAGCAUCAGAAUGUCUCUGUUCCAAGCAACAAUGUCCAUGCACCUUACUCUAGUGACAAAGAACACAUGUGUACUGUGGUGUAUUUUGAUGACUGCAUGUCAAUACAUCAGUGCAAGAUCUCUUGCGAGUCCAUGGGAGCAUCCAAAUACCGAUGGUUUCACAACGCCUGCUGUGAGUGCAUCGGGCCAGAAUGCAUCGACUAUGGCAGUAAAACUGUAAAAUGCAUGAACUGCAUGUUUUGAAGCAGAAAAUUCUAACAUAGUAAUAUGGAGGCCAAAGUAAUCUCUCUCAGUUAAAGAGAUGGGGGAUUGGAAAUAUUGCAUUCUAGUGGAAUACCUACUGGUUGCAAUUAAAUGUAGCUGGUUUGAGAAGAGAUGUAUAAAAUUUGAAAUCUUUUUUUUCUUUUUUAGUUCAUGUAAGCAAGGCUAAGUAGUAGAAUUUCAACCACAAUAUUUUAUUUUUCUUUAUUUCUGCUCAAAUGGUACAGUCAUGCUCAUACUUGCUGUUCUGAUUGUUUUGCUUUGAUUUGAAUGUAUUGACUAUACUGUAUCUAGUAGUUUAGAGUAGGGACACCUUAGUAAUAUGAUAACAAGAUUCCCAUCUUCUAAGUUUGACAAAUAAUCAAGUGGAUACUGGUUUUGGGGGAGGUUGGUUUCAGGGAGUGAGAGGAGGGUGGGGUUUUUUUUUGUUGUUGUUUUUUCACUUUAUUACCUUCCAGUUUUUGAACUUAGCCUUCUGUUGUGAAAAGAAUAUUUGGGAAGAAAAGAAAAACUAUUUUUUUAAAUUCAUUCUUUCUCUUCAAGUUUAAAACAUGGGCUGUCAUGGAUCAAAUCCUAACUUCUUAGAAGGGCAGCCCAACAAAACACUAUAUAUGGAACACUUUCCUUUCAGGUUUCAUCUGCCCCAUUCUCGUAAGUACAUUUAAUGCAAGUAUUGCAUUAAAAAAAUAUAUAUAUUUUCAGUCUGGUCUUACAUAUCAAAAUAAAGCUGUUAAGUGCAGUUGCAUCCCCCUCCUUUCGCACUUUGCCUGGAGUUUCUUAAUCCCUGAACAUUCAGUCCAGUAAAGGAAACAUGAAAGGUUAUUGUGAAGUAAUAGACUAAACACAUAAAGAAUGAAACUACAUGAACUAGCAAGUACCACAGGGUUAUCAGUUGAGCAGCUGGUAGCAGGCCCAUAUCAUAUUUGUUAGUUGAAUGUUUGUUCCAAAACCUACUUUUUUCCCCCCCAUGAGAAGUUGUCAAUGACAAAGGGAAGAUCUAUCUUCAAAGGCAAAACCAGGAUGUUCUGAGUACACAGCGCUCUGUCCAUUUUUCUAAGUAAAGUUUUAAUAUGCUAGCUGUUACAGGGUAGUUAUUAUGACCCCACUAGGUCUCCACUGAUAAUGGUACUAAAUAUAAGAAUGAAGUAUGGUAGUUAAUGAUCAGCUUUGAUAUUUAUAAUGAUGUUGGUUUUAGCUCCUUAUUUUUUAUACAUAUUUGUACAUGUAUGAAAAUUGUUGAUUAUUCCCAGUAUUUUCUCACUAGCCUCAGUCUAGGCAGAUCAAACUCUUUGCAUGAACCUAUCUAUACCAGGUGCAAAUGAAAGCAGUCGUUUUAAACUUAUUUUAUUUGAAAAGGUUUCCUGUUUUUUUUCCAUUCUCUUGAUACAGCACUCUGAAUAAGAUGAAAUGAAAAUAUCCUACUUUUGUGAAGUAAUGUUACUUUUUUCAGUCUCUCUUUCACCUGUACACAAGUACUUGAAAGAUAAUUUUGUUUAUUGUUCUGAACUAGUGGCUGACAAAAUAUAUAUAGUCCUACUUUAAACUUGGAAUUAAGUGGGAAAAAAGCAUAGAUAUUAAUAGAAAAACCUGCUUAAUGAAGGAGUUGUUCUUCCCCUGUUUGACAAUAUCUUAUGUUGUCUUUUAUUCUAAAUGAAUUUGUUUAAAAUGAAUGGAGAAAAAAGAGUAUGUAAGAGUACCUUUGACUACUUGCUUUUAGCUGGAGGAUAAUGCAUCAUUCUUGAUCCAAAUAGAAGCAUACAGUAAGCAUGCCUACAGAUUAUACAUAAGAUUUUGCAAUGUUAGACUACUUGAAACAACAAAAAUAAAAUUAUAGUUCAAAAUCUUCUUGGGGAAAAAAACAGGGCUAAUGUUUUUGGAUAGGAGCCUGCUGCCAUGGAUCUGUGACACUAUAUUCAUUUACAUCAUUAUGAUUUCACUAUGAAGUCAAGUCAGAGGAAUAGCAUGGGUGGAUAACAGGAGGAUAGAAGAGACUCUCUUAACAAAUGUCCAGGAAAAAUUGUGGGAAACAGCUUCAGAAUUUGAUACAUCUGUGUAAUGGGCUGAAAGGAGGUAGUGAGGAUGUAAGCUCUCUGAGGCUUGCCUUAUUUUUGUAAUUCUUGAUGCUGUCUAGAAUUUGCUGUACAUGUUGGAUGUUUGCGAAUGUCAUACAGCAACAUCAAAUGUAUUUUAUUAUUUGUGGUUUAAGAGGUAUUUUAAUAAAAAGACAUUACUGGUC